Chanos chanos (milkfish) is the source of this 1886-nucleotide messenger RNA. Its product is annotated as serine/threonine-protein phosphatase 2B catalytic subunit alpha isoform. Gene Ontology annotation, molecular function: calmodulin-dependent protein phosphatase activity. NCBI's taxonomy places the organism in Eukaryota, Metazoa, Chordata, Actinopteri, Gonorynchiformes, Chanidae. Gene Ontology annotation, biological process: calcineurin-mediated signaling. The record is from RefSeq and is a predicted model, not a curated record. The transcript is spliced from 14 exons. The coding region runs from base 46 to 1608 and encodes 520 amino acids.
UUCAGGCUCAGUUGAAACAUAACUGAACAAAUAUAUUGACUGGAAAUGUCUGAAAAUAAGCCGAGUGAUGAUCCGAAGUUAUCCACGACGGACAGGGUGGUUAAAUCCGUCCCGUUCCCGCCGAGCCACAGGUUGACGGUGAAGGAGGUGUUUGACGGUGAGGGGAAGCCCAAAGUGGACGUGCUGAAGGCCCAUCUUACCAAGGAGGGGCGUGUGGAAGAGGCCGUGGCCCUCAGGCUCAUCGGCGAAGGAGCCGCCAUCCUACGCUCAGAGAAGAACCUUCUGGACAUAGAGGCUCCGGUCACAGUUUGUGGAGACAUCCAUGGACAGUUCUUUGACUUGAUGAAGCUAUUUGAAGUUGGAGGGUCGCCAGCAAGCACACGCUACCUUUUCCUGGGUGAUUAUGUGGACAGAGGUUAUUUCAGUAUUGAAUGUGUGUUGUACUUAUGGGCCUUAAAAAUCCUUUAUCCCAAAACGCUGUUUCUGCUUCGUGGGAACCAUGAAUGUAGACAUUUAACAGAAUAUUUCACGUUUAAGCAGGAAUGUAGAAUUAAGUACUCCGAGAGAGUGUAUGAUGCGUGUAUGGAUGCUUUUGACUGCCUUCCACUGGCUGCUCUCAUGAACCAGCAGUUCCUGUGUGUACACGGAGGGCUAUCCCCAGAGAUCACAAACCUCGACGACAUCAGGAAAUUAGACAGAUUCAAAGAGCCCCCAGCGUACGGACCAAUGUGUGACCUGCUCUGGUCAGAUCCGCUGGAAGACUUCGGCAAUGAGAAGACCCAAGAACACUUCACACACAACACAGUCCGAGGCUGCUCCUACUUCUACAGUUACCCCGCUGUCUGUGACUUUCUACAACACAAUAACUUAUUAUCCAUCAUCCGAGCCCACGAAGCACAGGAUGCUGGGUAUCGUAUGUACAGAAAGAGCCAGACCACAGGCUUUCCCUCCCUCAUCACCAUCUUCUCUGCACCAAACUACUUAGAUGUCUACAAUAAUAAAGCUGCAGUGCUGAAAUAUGAGAAUAAUGUUAUGAAUAUCCGACAGUUUAACUGCUCUCCUCAUCCAUACUGGCUACCAAACUUCAUGGAUGUCUUCACCUGGUCCUUGCCUUUUGUUGGGGAGAAAGUCACAGAGAUGCUGGUCAACGUGCUAAGCAUAUGCUCCAAUGAUGAGUUGACCACUGAAGAUGAAAUUGAUGGUGCCACGGCCUCUGCCCGUAAGGAGGUCAUUCGGAAUAAGAUUCGCGCCAUUGGGAAGAUGGCCAGAGUGUUCUCUGUGCUCCGAGAGGAGAGUGAAAGCGUGCUGACUCUCAAAGGCCUCACGCCGACCGGAAUGCUGCCCAGUGGAGUGCUGUCUGGAGGCAAAGAGAAGCUCCAGAACGCUACUGUUGAGGCUAUUGAAGCUGAUGAAGCCAUCAAGGGUUUCUCCCCUCAGCAUAAGAUCACCAGCUUCGAGGAGGCCAAGGGCCUGGACCGCAUCAACGAACGGAUGCCCCCACGGCGUGAUGCCCUGCCCUCCGAUGCUAGCCUGAACUCGCUCAACAAAGCCCUGUCCUCCGAAACCAACGGCACGGACGCCAAGAGCAGUGGCAGCAACAUCCAGUGACAGGGCGACGGGGAAAGAGUCGCUCUGCCCAAGGGUUCCCAUGGCCACACGCUCCUCCCUCCCUCUCCACGCUGGAGAGAGAGGGCAUGUGGGGAUGCUUAGUAUUGUGGGCCGGAGAGAUGGGUGAAGAGAGAGAGAGAAUAUGAGUGAGAGAGAGAGCGAGGGAGAGACAGAGAGAGAGGUGGGAGGGGGCGAAAGCGGGAGAAGCAGGGAGCAGCGUUCAAAAAAAAAAAAAGAGAAAAAAAAGACAAAAAAAAAAAAACACCACUUCGAAUGAU